CAACUGUUCAGUGAUUUGACGUUUGUCACAUUGACAGUCACCGUAGAGAGAGGUGGUGCGCUUGUAUAUUGAGAAUAUUUGUAAUAAAUAAACAAAUAGUACCGCCAUGGGUCGCCGUAAAUCCAAAAGAAAGCCUCCGCCAAAAAGAAAAGCUAUAGAACCACUCGACCAACAGUUUAACUGCCCUUUCUGUAACCAUGAAAAAUCGUGCGAAGUGAAAAUGGAUCGAGCGAGAAAUACAGCUAGAAUACAAUGUCGAGUUUGCCUGGAAGAUUUUCAAACAACAACAAAUGUUUUAUCAGAACCCAUAGAUGUUUACAAUGACUGGGUUGAUGCCUGUGAAACUGCUAAUUAGUUUUAAGGUUAUUUUAAGUUGCAAGAUGAUUAUGUUAUUCAAAAAUGUGUGCUUGGUUUAAAUUGUAUAUUUAAAUAUAUGUAUAUCUCAUUAUUUCCAUAGCCACCAAGUAUUAAUCUCACAUAAUUUUAUUAAAAUCAUAUAAAAUGAAAUGACAUCUAUUAUUUUGGCUAUGAGGUCCCAGAAAAAUUAUGGUAACUAGACUGAAUUGCUUUUAGCUCUAGAUCCAGAAGUAGCUAUCUAUAUCUAAGUCCACUUAGAUCUAUUAAUAUAUUCUUUGUGGAAACUGGAGAAAUGUACAGCACAAAUACUCAGAUUGUGAAAAUGAAUUGUAAUCUAUACAAUUAUUUUAUGUUCAGUUCUUUAAGCCUGUCGAGGUAUGAAUAAAAGGUAUUUGUUGUUACUUGGUGUUGAAUCUGAACCAUAAAUGGGUUAUAUUAUAUUAUGAGGUUGAGGCCAUUUCCAAUCAAAAUAAAUAGGUUCUAUUCAUAAUGUACCUUUUUUCGAAGUUGAGACUUGUAAGUAUAAAAAUUGAAUAAAAAUAUAUAUGUGA
Molecule: messenger RNA, 908 nt
Organism: Vanessa atalanta (red admiral)
Lineage: Eukaryota; Metazoa; Arthropoda; Insecta; Lepidoptera; Nymphalidae
Product: transcription elongation factor 1 homolog
Exons: 3
Coding region: 107-355 (82 amino acids)
Biological process (GO): transcription elongation by RNA polymerase II
Cellular component (GO): transcription elongation factor complex
Molecular function (GO): RNA polymerase II complex binding
Source: RefSeq, a predicted model, not a curated record